CCCUCAUUACGACACAACUUCCGGAUGCUGCAGUGAUGCAAUCGGCUGAAACUAAAAGUAGAAUUUAACUUGGCUGCAUUAAAUAGAUAGUUGCUGUCUACCAAUAAAUCUCUACCCACGACACCGAGGAUUUGUUUGAUGAACACAAGAAGGCAAGGGGGUCGGAUAGCCACGUCACCCCACACUACCUCCUGAUCUUUGGAAGCAAUGGCUAGCGCUGCCCCUCCACCAACUGCUGCCUCGACCGCGACUGAAAAUACAAGCCAGGGAUCCAGCAACUCUACGGCGGGGGAGGGGGGCAAUCCAGACAGCACGUUCGAAUGUAACAUCUGCCUGGACACCUCCAAGGAUGCGGUGAUCAGUUUGUGUGGACAUCUCUUUUGUUGGCCCUGCUUACAUCAGUGGUUAGAGACCAGACCCAACAGACAGGUGUGUCCAGUGUGUAAGGCCGGCAUCAGUCGAGACAAAGUCAUCCCGCUGUAUGGCAGAGGAAGCACAGGCCAGCAGGACCCCAGGGAGCGAACCCCUCCUCGACCUCAAGGACAGAGGCCAGAGCCUGAAAACCGAGGUGGUUUUCAGGGAUUUGGCUUUGGAGAUGGAGGAUUCCAGAUGUCUUUUGGCAUAGGUGCCUUUCCAUUUGGUAUUUUCGCUACAGCAUUUAACAUCAAUGAUGGAAGACCACCCCCAGCUGCCCCUGGAACCCCUCAGCACAUGGAUGAACAGUUCCUGUCCCGACUCUUUCUGUUUGUUGCUCUGGUGAUCAUGUUCUGGCUGCUCAUCGCAUAACUGUGUACUGUGCCUCAUGGAUGAACAGUUCCUGUCCCGACUCUUUCUAUUUGUUGCUCUGGUAAUGAUGUUCUGGCUGCUCAUCGCAUAACUGUGUGGGUUGCCGGUACCAAGACUCAAGUUGGGCAGUUGUAAAUACUAUUUUCCAGCUACUUUGUAUUGUCCAAUUCAAUCGGUUAGCCAUUGAUUUAUAUUCAGUGAUUGAGGUUAAAAAUUGCUGUUUGGUUACUGCUGUACUGUGAAUUCUACAGAAGUCAGACAUUUUAGUAUUUUUUGUUUGAGAACAUCUGAUUUUGUGAACUAAAAUGCCCAAAAUUCUCAUUUCCAUCAACGUUAUGUUUAAUAGACAACAAUUCAGUUUACCUGGCUGGUAAUAUAG
Esox lucius (northern pike) is the source of this 1165-nucleotide messenger RNA. It is a transcript of the gene rnf185, whose product is annotated as ring finger protein 185. Gene Ontology annotation, biological process: ubiquitin-dependent protein catabolic process. Gene Ontology annotation, cellular component: endoplasmic reticulum. The coding region runs from base 208 to 786 and encodes 192 amino acids. Lineage: Eukaryota; Metazoa; Chordata; Actinopteri; Esociformes; Esocidae. The transcript is spliced from 7 exons. Gene Ontology annotation, molecular function: ubiquitin-like protein conjugating enzyme binding; ubiquitin protein ligase activity; metal ion binding. The record is from RefSeq and is a predicted model, not a curated record.